UUGUAGGGUUUCUUUUAUUUUAGCCUCUACUUUUUAUUAAUUAAUCGAUUCAAUUAAUCAAAUUUUUUUCUGGGAAAUCAUCAUUAUUUCGUUCCAUUUUUGUGGCAAUUUUUUGUGGGGGGAAAGUUGGAAUGUGAGAAGCUUCGUUAUGUUAAAGAAGCAAAGCAGCAGUGUUCGUUUCUUGUUCAACCAAAUCUCUAAUUGUAACCGUAACGGAAAAGAUCGUUUCAUGGCGUUUUCAGCUCGAAACGAUCCGUUUUUCAGACAACUCCACACGUUGCCCAACGACCAACGCCGUUGCUUCCAAUUCCACGGCAAACUCGACUCGUUUGAACAUUACAAUGUCGGCGGCGGCGGUUUUAAGUUUAACAAACCCGCCGCUGGCUUAAAUUUGACUCUCAAAAGUUGUUUCGAGGAUUCAUGUCCAACCUGGAAUCAGAAAACACGCGCCUUUUAUCCCCAAUUGGCGCGUGAUUUAGAAAUGAUUAGCCAUAAUGAACCCCCAAAACUGGCGAAGUCGGCGACUGAUAGUCGUGGCGCGUGUCAACGAGGGAAUCCUCUUAAUUUUGCCGACAAGCCUUUGCCUGAAAAAAUUGCUGUUGCUGUCGACGUCGACGAAGUGCUAGGAAACUUUGUGUCGGCUUUGAACAGAUUUAUAGCGGAUCGUUAUUCGUUGAAUCAUUCAGUUUCAGAGUACCAUGUUUAUGAGUUUUUCAAGAUAUGGAACUGUUCUCGUGAUGAAGCUGAUAUUCGUGUCCAUGAGUUCUUCAAGACACCAUAUUUCAAGAAAGGCAUUCACCCCAUCCCAGGUGCUCAGAGGGCGCUUCAUAAGUUAUCAAGAUUCUGUAACCUGUCAGUCGUAACGUCUCGACAGAAUGUGAUUAAGGACCAUACAAUUGAGUGGUUAGACAAGCACUAUCCUGGACUGUUCCAGGAGAUUCACUUUGGCAACCAUUUUGCUCUUGAUGGCGAGUCCAGACCUAAGUCAGAAAUAUGCCGGUUGUUAGGAGCCAAGGUGCUAAUUGAUGAUAACCCAAGAUAUGCUGUUGAGUGUGCUCAAGCUGGAAUCAGAGUUCUACUUUUUGAUUAUGAGAACUCGUAUCCUUGGUGCAAGACAGAGUCAAUUGAUCAACAUCCUUUGGUGACUAAAGUACAUAACUGGGAAGAAGUGCAGGAACAAAUAGCGUCUUGGAUUCGUAAUUCUACUACCCUUAAAGAUGGACCCUGAACAUUUGAUAAUGCCGAAAAAUUUGGGCUAAUUUUGUUGUUGGUGAAUCAACCAUAAUGAGACCUGCCAAAUUGGGAACAUGGUUGUAUUGAUUGGCUUUGAGGACAAAAUUGGAAGGAAUGUGGGUGGAAUAAUGCAUUUCUUAUAUUUCAUCUUGGCAUACAAGAUGAAGGAAAAGCAAUUGCUGAAUGCCCUAGAACAUCGAUUCAUUAGAAGUUCAUGAGAUUGGAGGUUACUUCAAUUACACUCAAGAAACAACAGUUUCUUUUUAGCAAUGCCCAGUCCAGUUUGAGUUAGGGAAACAAUAGUGAGGUCCAAUUUUGGUGAGGUUAGAGAUUAUUGAGUUGCUCAAGUAGAUCCAAUAUCCAACUUUGAGAAAGGUCUUCUCCAAUUGUAGUAUCAUCUAGUUUUGUGCUUGUUUGUACUGAGAUUCUGAUAACUAUAAUUUUGAUCAUGCUUAAAUUACUAUAUAUUGU
Messenger RNA from Durio zibethinus, 1704 nucleotides. RefSeq lists its product as uncharacterized. Gene Ontology annotation, biological process: deoxyribonucleotide catabolic process. The record is from RefSeq and is a predicted model, not a curated record. Lineage: Eukaryota; Viridiplantae; Streptophyta; Magnoliopsida; Malvales; Malvaceae. Gene Ontology annotation, molecular function: 5'-nucleotidase activity.